Debaryomyces hansenii CBS767 is the source of this 819-nucleotide messenger RNA. RefSeq names its product putative ammonium permease (gene FRP3). The transcript has a single exon. The record is from RefSeq and is a predicted model, not a curated record. Gene Ontology annotation, molecular function: acetate transmembrane transporter activity. NCBI's taxonomy places the organism in Eukaryota, Fungi, Ascomycota, Pichiomycetes, Serinales, Debaryomycetaceae. Gene Ontology annotation, cellular component: plasma membrane. The coding region runs from base 1 to 819 and encodes 272 amino acids.
AUGAGUGACUUAGAACAGCAACAGCAGCAAGAGCAUGAUCACCACUUCGUUGUAAAUCGCGAAGGGUCUAAGAGUGAAGCAAGUACACACCAUAAAGACAAUAAUAUUACUGAAAUUGUUGCGGAUGGAGAAUAUAUCCAAUUUGGUAACGAAAGGUAUCGUCGUGAUGAGUUGGUUGAAGCAUUCGGUGGUACCAUGAAUCCUGGUUUAGGACCACCACCAAAGCACAACUUGGCUAACCCUGCACCAUUAGGAUUAUCCGGUUUCGCGCUUACAACUUUCUUGCUUUCAUUAAUCAAUGUCCAAGCCAGAGGUGUCACCAUUCCAAACAUUGUUGUUGGAUUAGCAUUUUUUUACGGGGGUGCUGCACAAUUAGUUGCCGGUAUGUUUGAAAUUGCUUCGGGAAACACCUUUGGUGGUGUUGCGUUGAGUUCGUAUGCUGGUUUCUGGGGUGGAUGGGCUGCCCUUUAUGUUGAUAGUUUUGGAAUUGCUUCAGCCUAUGAUGACGAAAGAGAAUUUACUAAUGCGGUUGGUAUUUUCCUCGUGGGGUGGUUUAUAUUUACGUUCUUUUUGAUGUUGAUGACUUUGAAAUCUACGGUGGCGUUUUUCUCGAUCUUCUUCUUCCUCUCGAUUACAUUCUUACUAUUGGCUAUUGCCGAGUUUAAAACUGACGGGGUUGCAGUUCAGAAAGCUGGUGGGGUAUUUGGUCUUCUUACAGCAUUUGCUGCUUGGUAUAAUGCGUAUGCUGGUAUCGCCAACAGUCAAAACAGUUACAUUACUGUCAAGGCUAUUCAUUUGCCUGAUUUGCAAGCCAGAUAA